Penicillium olsonii is the source of this 1614-nucleotide messenger RNA. The record is from the annotation of a GenBank genome assembly. NCBI's taxonomy places the organism in Eukaryota, Fungi, Ascomycota, Eurotiomycetes, Eurotiales, Aspergillaceae.
AUGACCAUGGAAGACACGAAGAAUUCUGAGGCCAAGCAAGAGCAAAAGGUCUGGGACGAAACCAAUGCGGUAGGACGUUCUCCUCCAGAAAUUGAACACCUCUACCUUGAUUUCGACACCCCGUUGCCACAAAUUGUAUUUCCAUUGCGAAAUGAUGGCUUGUCAAUGCCGCCAUGCCCCGAGCUAUCUCAAUAUGCCUCCCCUUUCCUGUGGUCGAAAACUCGGAAAGUGGUCAUCACGAUCAUCUCUUGUUGCGUCACAGGUAUGGCGUGUUAUGAAGCGGGCGCAUACACAGCUCCAUCCGAGGAGCUGACGGCCAAAUGGAAUAUCAGCAAAACGCAGUUCAAUCUUGGAAUUACUCUAUACAUGCUUGCAUUCGCUAUUGCUCCUAUGGUGCUGGCACCUUUCUCAGAAAUCAAUGGGAGGAGACCCGUCUUUGUGCUAAGUGGGCUUCUUUUUACCGCUUCGUUGAUUGGAUGCGGCGCUACCGAAUCCUUUGCGGGUAUGCUUUUGGCAAGGUUCUUUCUUGGAAUUGGUGGAUCUACCUUUUCUACCAUUGUUGGCGGCGUCAUUAGCGACAUAUAUCAUGCGAAGAACCGAAAUAUCCCCAUGUCAUGCUUCUCAGGCUCAGUGUUCUUUGGGACAGGGUUGGGUCCACUGGUUACCGGGUUCAUUGCUCACCGCACAAAUUGGAGGUGGAUUCACUACUCCGUCGCAAUAAUGUCCUUCUGCCUUGUGUUGAUUCUCUUCUUCUUCCUAAAAGAAACUCGGGGAAACGUCCUUCUGAGUCGGAAGGCAAAUGCUCUCAAUCGAUACUAUCAGGCACUUGAAAGCGCCGGUUUCGAGGGCGUGGUUUUCGAAGAAAAUAUGGCGGUUCCACAUCCAACUCGCCGAAUCCGAUGGAAGGUCAGAAGUGAUGAAGAGCGCGGAAGUAUCUUGCAAAUGCUGUCUUAUUCCAGUCUCAGGCCUUUCCGUCUCCUCUUUACUGAACCUGUUGUUUUCUUCUUUUCAAUUUGGGUUUCGUUCAGCUGGGGAAUUUUAUUCCUUCAGUUUAUUGCCCUACCACUUGUUUAUUCCACCAACCACAACUUCAAUGUUGAACAGACCGGAGCCAUCUUUUCUGCGGUGUCCAUUGGAGCAUUGAUUGCUACCCCGCUUAGUAUCUUUCAAGAAAGAUUUGCUAGGCAAUUUGGCAACCGAUUCAAGACCCCAGAGGGCAGGCUUUAUUUCACGUGUGUUCAGUCUAUUUUGAUGCCGAUCGGAAUGUUCUGGUUUGGAUGGACAUCAUUUCAAUCCGUCCCCUGGAUUGUACCUACCCUUGCCGUUGGGUGCUCGACCAUUGGAAUUUUUUCCAUCUAUCUUGCAACUUUCAAUUACCUCGCAGAUACUUACCAUCGAUAUGCGAGUUCAGCCCUUGCGGCCCAAUCUUUCUGUCGAAACGUUCUUGCGGCAACAUUCCCUCUAUUCACCAAUACCAUGUUCACCAAUCUCGGUUAUCCCGCGGCUUCGAGUCUCUUAGGUGGAAUUGGGAUUUUCUUGACGACUGUGCCUUGGGUCUUGGUACUUUAUGGUCCAAGAAUCCGCGCAAGGAGUAAAUUUGCGAGUGAAUUGUAA